AUGGCUUAUCUUCUGUUGCGAACACAGCUUAUUCAAUCAUUUAUUGGUUUCAUUCUUCUUGUCAGGGCUGCAUCUCAGGCUUCGGCUCCUACCAUCACCCCUCCACCAAAUCAUGUGUAUCAGCGACAAGACAGAGAGGGGCCAGACUUUGUAGGAUACCCUUUGAAUAGCAACAUUCACACCGCGGGAACAUGCGCUGGUGGGCUGACAUAUUACACGUGGAGUCUCUGGGCAGGCUGUGUUUCCAAUGAGGCAGGCCUCUAUACAGGUUGUACCAAUGCCUCUGUUGUUUUGGAUCCCACGGGCAAGGGGACAUGUUCAACGUCUAUGGCCUGCGGCUCGGGAUUGAUCUACGAAGACCUGGGCGAAAUGACCAGCCCGAAGUAUUAUAUCCGAUGCUUUAAUGGUACCUCGAUACCGACUUACUAUAGACCGAAGAGAUUAUCUAUAAUUACGACUACGUUCGCGACUACCAUAACUACAAACGCAUUAUCCGGAUCUCAAGCCAGCUCUACAAGCACAAGCACGAGUUCAACAGUAUCAUCCAGUCCGACUGAGACUCCCGCUCCCCAGAGCCUUGCUUGGGUUGCCGGGCCAGUGGUUGGUGGCCUUGCUGGCCUCGCCAUCAUUGCUCUCCUAUGUUGGAUUGCGCUGCUGUUGCGGAAAAAGCAUUCCCAUGUACAAACCCCCGAGAAUCAAUCUAUCCAACCCGAUUUGGCCACCAAACCGGCAUAUCAGGCCCAGAUAUCCCUAACACUUGUUCCAGACCAGCCUCCCAGGGUUGUGUCAAUGGACCCGUCCCAGAAUCCCAGGACACCGCCAUAUGAAUUAGAGCAUGUUGGGUACCAUGGGUCUGGAUCUGGGGCAUGA
Molecule: messenger RNA, 870 nt
Organism: Clonostachys solani
Lineage: Eukaryota; Fungi; Ascomycota; Sordariomycetes; Hypocreales; Bionectriaceae
Source: the annotation of a GenBank genome assembly